GCGUCCUGCCGCAGCGCCAUGAGAGAUGGCGGUUCCUGUAUACUGCACAGGCUGGACUCCAGUCCAGUCUCACGCAGCUGGAUAAAAUCUAUUGAGCAUAACGCAUUUAUCCACUACAAAACCCUCAGUGUCCCCGAAUGUCUAAUUAAAACCCAAAUAUCGUAUAAUAAGUUAAACGUGACUCUGUUCCUGUAGACGUCCAUGUUGGCAGAGUUCAAAACGAAACCAAAAAUGUCUAACCCUAACCCUGUAUGGUUUCGUUUUCAAAAAACAGGGUGCCUGAACACAGCGGAGAGCGGUCUGCGACACCAGUCGGUGCUGAUGGAGUCUGAUCAUGGAUGAGGACCUGGACCCUGCCGAUGAAAAUGUGAACUCCAUCUUGGCUCAGGAAUACUCAGAACUGCUCAGCAUCCUUCGCUGUCAGACGGACUCCGUCAUAAUGCAUCUCUGCCAAACGAUGCCUAGUGACGCCGUUAUGCUUAACAAGGCACCAACCAUCGGCUCUGCUACAGCACCAGACCACAUUAAAGCCAUGCUGGAGUACUUCACACAUGCUAACCCUGCAGAAUGCUGCAACUUCCUUCAGAGGGUUUGUCUUUUAUGUGAAGACAUCCCUAUGCAUCUGGAGUCGAAGCUCAUGUCUGUGGCUGGAUAUGCCAGCAGUAAGUAUGGUACUUCAAGCGUAACAGAUUGGCAGCCUUUAAUGCCACCUGCAGAGGAGCAAGUCAUCAAACGCCCACGGAUUGAUUACUGGGAGCAGUACAAGACUGAAGUGGCAAGUUUCCUGCAAAGGAGGUGGAAGCGAAUGUCCGAGGGUCUGGUGAAGGAUACACAGCCGGACAAAGUUUGGGUCAGCAUAAAAACUGCAAACAGAGCCAGGGACAGACCCGAUCAGACCCCCAGCUCUGCAGAAAGAGGCAGCAGAACACCAGAGCCUGACUGUGAUUACGGAUGUCCAGAGUCCAGACUCACUCUUGAGAGCUUUCUGCAAGGAUGUGCAGGAAAAGUGACAGUUCUUUGUGGUCAACCUGGAUCAGGAAAGACUGCGCUGAUGUCCUCUCUUGGGCAGCAAUGGGCUGAAGGAUUAGGCCCGAUUCCUUCAUCCCACCUCUUUGUCCUGCUGGAGUUUCGUCAGCUAAACCUUCUGUCCUCCCCUCUCUCUCUGUCUGAGCUGCUGUUUCACCACUACCUCCCAAUGAACGGGGAUAAUGACGCAAAGCAAGCCAUUGUGGACUACCUCAUUUCCAACCCAGAGCAGAGCUGCUGGGUUCUGGAUGGCUACGAUGAGUUUCAGAAAAAACUGAAGAAACAGAAAGUUCAAAAUGAGCCGCUGGACUCAGAAAAACCUCUGCAUGUCGCAGAGCUCAUCUCGGGCUUGUUGAACCGUCGACUUCUGGCAGGAAGCAGCGUGCUGGUCACAUGUCGUCUACGAGAUGUGAUCGAUUUGGACGGUCUGCCGGACAAAGUGGGGCAGCUGCUGCCAUGGGACCACCAGGAGAUCAAGGAGUAUAUCAAAAGCUUCUUUGAUCUAAAGGAAGGAAAUCUUGGACCUGAUGCAGCAGGCAUACUUUUCUCUAAUCGACACCUCCUUGCCAUGUCCUCCCUCGCUGCCCUCUGCUACAUCUGUUGCGUCUUUCUGCAAAACCUACUGCGACAAUGCCGAGAUGAAGAAGGGAGGCAGAUACUGAAAGAAAAAGGAGCAGAAGCCAAGAAUCAGGAUCAAGAAAAAUGGGAACCAAUGGCUGGUGGAGAGGGCAACUUACAAAGAGCACAACAAAGCAAACAAACUCUUAAGGGUGAACCGACAUUUAUGCAUGAUAAAAAAAUAAGCCCAGGGUUAUCAUGCACUUUAGCGCUAAUCCCUGCAACCCAGACUCAGAUCUACCUCGCUGCUGUUGGUGCGUUUCUCAGUCGGUACCCUCAGCAAAGAGCACAAAGAGACGGUGCAGAGACCCCAGGAAUUCCUCACAGUCUGUAUUCAGCUGAACUGUGUGAGCUAAGCCAGCUGGCAUGGCGAGGUGUGGAGGAGAGCAGGAUUGUCUUUUUGGAAGAAGACGUUCCACGUCAUAUUUUGGAUUUAUCCAUCAAGACCGAACUCUUCUCACAGGUGGAGUUCAGAUCGCAUGGUGGAUUUCUCGCCAGCGCUUACUGCUUCAUUCAUCUCACGGUGCAGGAGUUUCUGGCUGCGCUCAGGAUCAUGACCAGCAGUGAUGUUAGUGAUGCAGACUUGAAGAAGAGAUUCAGCCUGAAAACUCGUUGGACGACUAAGUCUGACCAGAAGACAGUAUUUACUGAUUCCCUCUACCUGUACGUCUGUGGUCUGGCUUCGUCAGACUGCACUCCAGCUCUGGUUCUUGUUGCCAAGGCAGCUGGUGUAAAAGGAGCCCAAAAUUGGGUCCAAAAACGCCAAGCCCUCGUUCUGAAACUACUGAAAGCUUUGUGUCACAGCGCCGCUCUGACUGGACCAAAGAUUUUGCAGCUCUGCCACUGUGUUCAGGAGAGCCAGAACCAACAACUAGCGCAGCAGGUUGUGAGUGUGCGACCCACCCUGGAGCUGAGGAACUUCUGGCUCUUACCCAGUGAUAUUGAUGCGCUGGCAUUUGUGGUCAAUUCAGUUAACAACACCGGUGUUGGUUUGGACUUUGGCGCCUGCUCGAUGGAGCUGGAGUGUUUAGAUGCUUUAUCCCAGUGUCAGUACCUUCAUUUCCUCAGUUUUCGCAGCCGCAAGUAUGGCGAUAAGUUUGCAGAGAAGCUGUCCUCCGUUCUACCUCGAUUCACAGCGCUAAGAAAACUAGAGUUCUGUGGUGCCAGUCUGACUGCUGCAGGGGCUGCGAGUUUGGCCUCUGGUUUGCAGAGCUGUCCCAGCAUCACUGAACUCAAUUUUAGUGACAAUAAUCUGCAAAAUGAAGGAAUCAGACACAUUGCUGACAUUCUUGCCAAACUACAAAACCUGGUCUCUGUAAAGCUGGGACGAAAUAACACUUCCUUGAAAGCAGCAGAGUGUCUUGUUGAACGUGUGUCUACUUGUUUGAACAUCCCUCAGGUUGAUGCAGAUGGGGUAAAAGAGUUAACAGUAACUUUUUCACAAAAAUCUGAUUCAAACAGCCAUAAAAUUAAGUCAGAGCCAACAGUGAGAUUGUUGAAUCAGAAGUGGAGUAAAUCUACCAUGCAAAACCUUGCCAAGUCGCUGUCCUGCUUUCGCUCCAUGUCUGUUCUGGAUCUUUCUGGAGGCGAUUGGGACGAGGAGAGUUUGAGAAUGCUGACUCAGUUUGUGCCAAGGUUCUGCAUCACUGAGAGGAUUAUCUUGAAUGGCAGCUGCUCAUCAGUGCAGGGUGUGGUUGAUAUCACCUCCUUGCUGUCUGACUGUGAUUCUGUGAUGGACAUAAACAUCAGGCUGCAGGAUCCAGUUGAAGUUUCUGUUGUUUUCUCUGGAGGGAGAGAUAGAACUAAACAAUUUUUUUCCAAAACUCUCUGCCUUAGCUGCUGUAAUCUUCAACCCAAUGACCUGGAAAGAGUUUGGAGAAGUUUGGGAACGUCCUCUGAUCUCUCUCAUUUUGACUUGUCCUUUAACAAAUUAGGCGACAAAGGACUAAAGAAGUUGUUGGAUUUCCUGCCUCAUCUCAGCCGAGUCCAACAAGUGAAUUUCAGCACCAAUAGCAUCAGCGUGGAUGGAGUGGUAAUGCUGGCAGAUGCUUUGUGUGUCAUUCACAGAUUAACAUCAAUAUACACAAGUAACGGAGGCAAAGACCAGGUGAUGCUACAGUUCAGUUCUGACACAAGUGAUGAAAAACCUAACACAAAGAUAUUCAGAGUUCAUGAAACCUCACUGACACCAUGUGAUGUAAACAAAGUGUGCAGGAAACUGGUCCAGUGUCGCUUCAGUUUGGAGUUGGAAUUCACUCGAUGCUCAUUUAUUGAGAAAUCUAUUGAAAAUCUGAUGAGAGUGUUGCCAAAGAUGUUGUCCUUUCGGAGGCUCAACGUUAGUGACAGUAUCUCGUCCCCUGAUGAUGCGCUCGCACUAAUCAGCUGUUUCUCUGGCAAUCAUCGAGUCUCAUCAGCAGAGCUCAGUCCUCAGGGUGAAUCCUUCAUUUAUUUUGAAGAGGUAAAGAUGGAAGAAGUAAGCUGCAGGCUGACAGAUUUUUCUUUCAAAGGACCCAACUACGUAUUUUUGGACAGCCUAUUUGGGAUUCUGCAGCAGGCCCAGCAGCUCUCUUUUCUUGAUUUAUCAGGAAACCAGCUGGAAGAUGUAGGGGUGAGAUGUUUAUUGAAAUAUCUCCCAAGGCUUAGAGUCAGCAGCUACAUAAAUCUUAGUAAGAACAGCCUGAGCCGGCUAGGGCUGUUAGAUGUAGCCAGAACCCUGUGUACCUGCACUAACGUUUCUGCUGUGGAAGUCAGUUUGGGGGAAGAUGAAAGGUGUCUGAUAUGGUUUAGACAAAAAGAAGAAGGUGAAAAAACUCUCAGUGUCAGAGACAGCAUGCUGCAACGUGACCAUCUGCUGGAAUUAGCAGAGGUUGUGUCCAGCUGUCCCAGUUUGACCAAAGUAGAAUUAAAGAACAACAAGCUGCAGUCUGAGUGGAUUGAAAACUUUGUGACAGUUUUUAACUGUAAUCUAAAAGGAUGCACUUUCAGUAUUGAAGAAUGUUGGAUUGGCACUGAUGAAGCUGUGCGCUUACUGUGCCGCUGCCUGCAGCUCUGCAAACCCAUUCAAACGAUCAGGAUCGACCAUGCUACACUACAGCUGGUCCUGAUGAAAAACUCUGAAAUCAGCCAAAUCAGUUUCUCCAAUAACAGACUGGGUGUGGAAGGAGCUGAAUUACUCUGUUCUCUUCUGCCCUCAUUGCCAAAGCUCACAUCUAUCAGUGUUGGAAUUAAAGACAAUAACAUCUGCGUGGUUGAGGAGCUCUUACACGUCAUCCUGAUGUCUACAUCUGUUCAGUUUUUAAGCCUGUCUGGUGUUUUGAUAAGUGAUGCAGCGGCUCAGACCUUGAUCGACUUGCUGCCUCGGCUUCAAUCACUCAAUUUGUCCCAUUGUGUUUGGUCAGCAGCUGCAAGGCUGCAGCUUAUUGAAGCACUGCAGGACUGCACUGCUUUAGAAGAUCUUUGUCUGGAUGCAGCAAUGCAGCUGAAUGAAAACGGCUGUAGAUGUUUGGCUCAAGCUCUGAGGAUUAUGGACUCUUUAAAGAUUCUCAAGCUGAACGAAAUCAUAAAAACCUCAGAACCAUCAGAAGGAGAUGCUUUGGACCUUCUGGCUGGAAUAGAAAAGCUCACUCAGAUCCAGCAGAUAGAGUUAGGUGGCUGGAGGAUGGCUGAUAGAGGAUUACAGACACUGACUGGAAUCCUUCCUGUCUGGAAAAACCUCAGGAAGAUCAGUCUCCCUAAGAAUCUCCUGAGUGAUUCCUGUGGAGAGAAGCUGCUGGAAGCUUUGAGGAGUUGCAUCCAUCUGGAGGAGCUCCAUCUGUCCAGUAAUUUUUUGGGUGACCUCACGGCUGCCAGAAUGUCUCUUGUCCUCCCAUCAAUGACGCAGCUCGCUGUACUGGAUAUUUCGGAAAACAGAAUCGGAAGCGAGGGCCUGCUCAGUCUGUCCAAAGCAAUAAUGGGCCUAAAGAGCCUCAAAAAGAUCCACUUGACGUCUGUGGGGGAUGCAGAGCUGAGUGCUGUCGCUGCCAGUUUGAGCCACUGUCCCGUCAUACAGGAUGUGGGCUUUGGUUGGAAUAACUGCGGAGACGAUGUGGCGCUGGAGCUCUCUAAAGUUCUUCCUUUUUGCCACGAUCUGAAUCGCAUCGACCUGGAGUGCAACAGUGUGAGUGCUGUGGGAGUGGAAGCUCUGGUUAAAGCAUUAAGGUCCUGCCCUGCUCUACAAGUCAUCAGGCUGUGGAAGAAUAACGUCUCUCUGAGUGAAGCUCAGACGUUCAGCCAGAUGGAGAGGAGACUGAACUUCUCCUCCACCUAAUGUGAUCUGUACCGCAGGGCAGAGGAGAUCAAACUGCAGCUUCACCACCUACUUCUUCUGGCACAAACAAAUAUAUUUAUCUUUUCCAGAUGUGUUAUUAAAUGAUGUACAGAAAGGCGGAGAGAAGACAUAUUUUUGUCUGCUUUAAAGCAUGAAUGCUGCAUAUCUGAGCCUCUAGUUUUGCAAGAGAAAAUUUUUGUUCCAGUUGUUUUCACCGUUUUUGUCCCUCAUAGGUUAGAAAACCAUCACAGAUUUGUCUCUGAAGCAACCAACUGGGUUAAUUUGGUCAAUGAAAAUAUAGAAAUUACAUUUUCUAAAAAUGUACAUCAGCUGAGUCUUAGGAAAAAAAAAAAAAAAAAAAAUCUGUCUAAGUUUGUACCACAGAUCUCAGAAGUUGUAACAACUGUAAUGAGCUUGUUAUUUUUGAUCUGAUGUGAUCCCCCAGGACACAGUUUCUGCUACGAAACUAAAGGCCACCUUUUAUGUUUUUCUUCUUAUUUUGGCACUGGAAUACUUUUCUUUGUAUUUCUGCAGACUCUGAUUUAAUGAGUCACUUUGCACUGUGUAACAGGGACCACAUUUGUGAAAAACACCAUAAGUCAAGAAUCUGCUGUAAACAGGGGGUUUCCUCCCUGAUCAUCAUGAAAGGUUGUGGUCUCUGUCAGAAUACGUAUUUAUUUCUGCUUUAAAUGGAAGGAUGAGCAGCUUAUUUUUUUAUUAUCUAUUUAUGUUUUGUUGAAACAGUUUUUGCAUGGUUUUCAUCUUGUAUUAAUUUUCUAUCUUAAGACUACUUGAUAAAAUGAGAACAGAAUUGGUUUUGAAAUGUCUGCACCUUAUUGUGUGCUUUGCUCUUUUACUUGUAAACACUGGUGGAAAAAAAUGGCCUUUUGGGUUUUUAUGUGGACCAGCAUAUUUUGUUAAUGUUUCAGCUUUCACAGAACUUCCUUUUUGUCUAUACCUAUGGUACAAACACUGUCUUGUUUUUUUUUCUAUUUUGAUUUAAGCUGUUUGCUCCAUUUACACAUUUUGUGCCAGUUUGAUUUUAUUUUAUGCCAUUCCAUAGACAAGGAAUGUAUAUAUUUUGCUAUCAACUUAAAAAAAAAACUAUUCCAAACUGUUUUUCAGGGUUUUUGUAUCCCAUUUUUGUAUUUAUUAUGUGUUUUUUUUGUU
Cyprinodon tularosa is the source of this 7120-nucleotide messenger RNA. It is a transcript of the gene nlrc5, whose product is annotated as NLR family, CARD domain containing 5. The transcript has 53 exons. Lineage: Eukaryota; Metazoa; Chordata; Actinopteri; Cyprinodontiformes; Cyprinodontidae. Gene Ontology annotation, molecular function: protein binding. Bases 335 to 5950 code for a protein of 1871 amino acids. The record is from RefSeq and is a predicted model, not a curated record. Gene Ontology annotation, biological process: positive regulation of transcription by RNA polymerase II; inflammatory response; positive regulation of MHC class II biosynthetic process.